Cadophora gregata is the source of this 432-nucleotide messenger RNA. RefSeq lists its product as uncharacterized. Gene Ontology annotation, cellular component: mitochondrion. The coding region runs from base 1 to 432 and encodes 143 amino acids. The record is from RefSeq and is a predicted model, not a curated record. NCBI's taxonomy places the organism in Eukaryota, Fungi, Ascomycota, Leotiomycetes, Helotiales, Ploettnerulaceae. The transcript has 3 exons. Gene Ontology annotation, molecular function: oxidoreductase activity.
AUGAUCCGCUUCUAUAAACCCCUCAACGUAAUCACCCUCUUUCACAAGGCGAGCUCGCCGGCGUCCUUGCGGGUCUAUACUCUCCUCAAGCAAGCUUCUGCGAUUGCGGGCGAACAUGCUACCGAGGAUCAAGCCAGUGAUCACUCGCAUCAGACUCUUCCGCGCCGAGAGGAGUUCGAGCUCAAUAUCACCGAGGAUCCACCAACCCCAGAACAGCUUAAGAGCAUCCUCAAGUAUAUUGGAACGCAGAGAGCGAGUAGGAUUGUAAAGGGAGCAAAGAAUAAGGCAGACGCGAUGAAGAAACUCAAGGAAAACGCAGAGAACUUUCAGAAGCCAGUCACGGUGGACUGGAAGAACGGAAUGGCAGUGGUUGGAGAUGAUACAUCCGAGAUCUUGAAGAUGGUGGAAAAGAAGACGUAUAUGGCCGACUAA